Molecule: messenger RNA, 1785 nt
Organism: Stylonychia lemnae
Lineage: Eukaryota; Ciliophora; Spirotrichea; Sporadotrichida; Oxytrichidae
Source: the annotation of a GenBank genome assembly
AUGAAAAUUAUGAUUCAAUUGAACCAGUAAUUACCAUUAGUUUCAUUUUAUUAGAAAUCUAGCAAUUUCGACAUUUAUGUAUAAGAGAGAAUUCAGCAUUCGAUGAUACCAGCUAAUGAUACCAGAGAAGCCCAAAAUGAAAUUAAAGAGAAUGCAUCAUCUACUCAUAGUUCCCCUGAAAAAUCUCCUUCUAAGCUUAAAAGUGUAAUAAGACGAAUGAGCAUUGUGAAUAAACUAACUGGCUUCAAAAAUGACCAGCUAACUAAAGCUAAACUAAUCAGAGAAAGUAGCAGAAUUAGCGACGAGCUUAUGAAAAGUGGAAUCUAGAACAAAGCAAAAAACAUAGAUUAGAAUGAUUUUAACAAAAGCUAGAGUGAAAUUGAUCUUGAAUAGAAAACUGAGGAGAUGAGACAAGCCAUCAUUAAAGAGGAAACAAUCAAAAAAGCUAAGGAAAAAGAGAGACAAGAAUAACUCAGGCUUUAAAAACUUUAACAGCAAUUAAUAGCCAACGAUAAAACUGCUUAGUCAAUAUACCUCGUAACAGAAGAGUUACAGCAAAAUGUAAAGAUAGAAAAACUCCCACCUCUUAUUACAGCAAUUGCAAAGUAAAAAAAUGAUAGAUUAAUUUUUUAAAAUAGAGGAAAAGAAUAAAUCCCUUAAUUACUGAUAAAGAGAGGCUUCAAAAAGAAUAAAGAAAAUUCUAUAAAUUCUUCAUAAACCUAGAAGUCUAUUUAAGAAAUGAAAAACUCCAACAGUAACUCAAUAGAUCAUCCUGAAAGCUCCCUUUUUAAAUACUAAGCUUAAUCCGACUAUGCUGACUUACUUUUGCCUUCAGAUUUGAUAGGAAAUACAAAGGAGUAUUUCAAUCCAUAGACUGGAGUAACAUUUAUAAACCUUGAUUAGACUACAACAUAUGAUCAUGCUUCAAAAUAGUCGAAGAAGGAGAAAGAUAAGUAUAGUGUAGUUAGCAUGAAGAAAGGACCAGAAUAUUAGAGUUAGUUUAAUGGUUAAAAGCUAUCCUUAACUCAAUACAAUUCAAUGAAAGGAUUUUCUUCAAAUAGAAUGAUUUCAAGUGAAAGAGCAGCUAAAUUGAAUAAUUAAGAUUAUGAUGUUUAUUAAUUAAAUGGGAGUUUCACCAAGGGCUCCAGCCAAUUAAAACGACUUGAGAUUUUAAAGAAUACUUCGGCUUUAUCUCGAUAGUAGGUCUUAGGAGACUUAAAAGCUAGAAGAGAAAAUAGUGCUAUUGUAGGCAAAAAUCCAGAUUCAGCUUACUAGUUGCUAGUACCACACUAAAAAACUGUAGCUAUGGAUUAGUCAUUCACAUCUUAAUUUCAAAUAUUAAAGCAUAAUAACAGCGUUAGUAUUGAAAGACCAGCAACAUCAGGUAUUUAUACUGAGUAUAGACUUAGAGAACAAAGCAGACAAUAAGGGAGAAUCAGAAGAAAUAUAUAAAACUCAUCUUUUGAAAGUGCUUAGGAUAAUUAUGACUCAUCAAUAUAAGUCAAUAACUAGUCCAGUUCCUUUUAUAAUAACAAUAAAAAAUAAGAUUCUGAUCGAUCAAGCCAAUACAAUCCUUAUGAAAAUAUCAAUAAUAAAAACAUCUUCAAUUCCUUUGAAAUAAGAAAUUAGAUAACAGGUUAAAAUACCUUAUCUUAAUUCCCUAAAUUAGACUAAACUCCUUUGAAAAACCUAUAAAACAAAAGAGAUUUAGAAAAUAUAAAAAUUGGCUCUGAGCAAUCGAGAAUAUUUACUAGGAGCCAAAAGUUAAGAAAGAAGAAUAUGUGA